Molecule: messenger RNA, 1364 nt
Organism: Aspergillus homomorphus CBS 101889
Lineage: Eukaryota; Fungi; Ascomycota; Eurotiomycetes; Eurotiales; Aspergillaceae
Product: THUMP domain-containing protein
Exons: 6
Coding region: 143-973 (276 amino acids)
Biological process (GO): tRNA modification
Molecular function (GO): RNA binding
Source: RefSeq, a predicted model, not a curated record
CGUCUUCGGUAUCCCGUCUCAGUCUGCGACAUAAGACUUGCCACCAUAGUGCCCCGAUUGGAGAAAGCUGCAUGAUCUGUUGGCAGCCAUUGUAGCCCUUUUUGGAACACCGUAUCCCCUAGUCUUUGCCAGAUAUCAGCGCAUGGCUGGAAAGGGGAAGCGGUCCAUGCCUGAUAACAUGUCGACUCAAGCAUCUAAGAAAAGAAAGGGAGGUGGCGGUGGUCAAUGGCGCAAGCAAGGCAAUAAGGCAGGAAUUGAGGGAGGCGAUUGGGGUGUCUUCGUGACAUGCGAUAUUGGAAAGGAAACCAAGUGUAUGUCGGAGGCUGUGGAUUUGUUUUCUCAGCGUAUUGAGGGGAAUGAGAAGGAUGUCGACAAUGGCGAUAAGUCCGACUCAGAUGAAGAUGACAUCGAGGCCAUGAUCAAGAAGGAAGUCGAGGGACUCAAACCCAGCCAAGCCAAGUCUCGUCCGUUCCAGGGAAUUCGAAUGGACUUACCAUGCUUAUCAUUCAUCCGGUUUGACAAGUCCAUUGAUCCAGAAGAAAUGGUACAUCAAUUGUGCCUUGAAGCACACGCUCAUCCCGAGAAAAAGCGCUCUCGGUACAUUCAACGCAUGACUCCUGUCAAGUCUGUUCGAAAGACUCUCAGUGUAGAACUGGAGGCUUUUGCGCGCGAAAUUCUGAAGCCUCAUUUCCACUCUGGAGGCCCCCCUAAGAAGUACGCCAUCCGACCUGUCGUAAGGAGCAACAAGAAAUUCAGCAGAGACUCGGUCAUCAAGACCGUUGCAGACGUUGUUGGUCCUGAACAUCCUGUCGAUCUCAAAAAUUAUGACAUACUCAUCAAUGUCAUGGUCAUUCAGAACGUGAUUGGUAUGGGUGUGGCAGGAAGUGAUUAUGAACAGUUGAAAAAGUACAACCUGGCGGAAUUGUAUACCCCAACUUCAGCAGCGCAGGCUGCGGAGCCUUCCGAGGACUAGCACGGGACUUCAGUGAGACGUCGUGACUGAUCUUCUCCGUUAUAUCUAGAACAGCGUCGCUAUAUCAAGAUGGACAAUACUACCCAAAAAAAAAAUAUGCUCUCGGCCCAGUUGCGGACCCAUCUGCUUACAAAUGAUCGUAGUUGGAUGGCUCUCAUGAACAACAAAUGGAGCCCAAGGCUCUACUCCGACUCAUGAUUGCACGUAUGCUUAUGUCUCCUUUACAUAGACUGAAAGUCACGAUGGACGGCAUCGCGCUCGAUACGAGGGACACGCCGGGCUGCAAUGGCUGCACCGUUUUUACGUGAAUCAUGAUGGCUGAGUUUCAAACUGCUUCAGACUAGUUGAGUACAGUGGUGGGUGCGGCAUAUGCCCUUCUCGUACAGACCCC